Cynara cardunculus var. scolymus (artichoke) is the source of this 1619-nucleotide messenger RNA. RefSeq names its product exosome complex component RRP45A-like. Gene Ontology annotation, cellular component: nuclear exosome (RNase complex); cytoplasmic exosome (RNase complex). The record is from RefSeq and is a predicted model, not a curated record. NCBI's taxonomy places the organism in Eukaryota, Viridiplantae, Streptophyta, Magnoliopsida, Asterales, Asteraceae. The transcript has 10 exons. Gene Ontology annotation, biological process: nuclear polyadenylation-dependent mRNA catabolic process; U1 snRNA 3'-end processing; nuclear polyadenylation-dependent rRNA catabolic process. The coding region runs from base 125 to 1459 and encodes 444 amino acids.
GGCUUGGUAGAAUUGAACAUAGAACAUCACUGUGAAUGCGAAGUUAUUUGGAUCGUAUACCAUCAUGUUUUUGGUUUGAAUGCUAUCUGUUCGCCUCUAGGUGUACAUGAAAUGCAGGUAGAAAAUGGAUCAGAGGCAAGCUAAUUCCUUAAUAAUGACAGUAAAUGAAAAGAAAUUCAUUGAGAGUGCGUUACUUUCAGACAUUAGGGUUGAUGGUCGGCGCCCUUUUGACUAUAGAAACCUAACUAUCAGGUUUGGCAGCGAAGAUGGUUCAUCAGAGGUGCAGCUUGGACAUACUCAAGUUAUUGGUUUUGUUUCGGCCCAACUAAUUCAACCUUAUAGAGAUAGGCCGACUGAAGGGACAUUUGCGAUUUACAUCGAGUUCUCGCCUAUGGCUGAUCCUUCAUUUGAGGCAGGUCGUCCUGGAGAAACUGCUGUUGAGCUGGGACAAAUUGUAGAUCGUGGUUUGAGGGAAAGCAGGGCCAUAGACACAGAAUCACUUUGUGUCGUUGCAGGGAAGUUGGUAUGGUCCAUCCGGAUUGACCUUCACAUUAUAGAUAAUGGGGGAAAUCUUGUUGAUGCUGCCAAUAUUGCUGCUUUGGCUGCUCUUUCUACAUUCAGGAGGCCUGAAUGUACAUUUGGAGGAGAAGAUGGUCAAGAAGUAAUAGUAAAUCCACCUGAUCUGUGGGAGCCACUUCCUUUGAUCAUUCACCAUCUUCCGGUGGCAGUAACAUUUGGGUUUAUUGGUAAAGAAAACAACGUGGUGAUUGACCCAACCCACUAUGAAGAGGCUGUGAUGGGAGGAUCAAUGACGGCUACACUUAAUACAAAUGGUGAUAUUUGUGCUAUUCAGAAAGCUGGGGGUGAUGGAGUCCUGCAGAGUGUUAUAAUGCAGUGUUUACGCAUUGCUUCUGUGAAGGCAGGUGAUAUAACAAGCAAGAUAAAGAAUGCUGUUGAAGCGUAUAAUACACAAAGAUCAUUACGGAAAAUUAAACGUCAUGAUCCUUUGCCUGAUGAACAGGGUUCCAUUGAUGUGGCAAAGUAUCAUAUGGAAAGAUUAACAUUGGGGUCCGACGUAUCUACUGCCGGUCAUAGCAACAUGGAAAUUGGCAGCCAAUCAAAUGAACGUGAUGAAACAAACAAGAAAAACACCACUGCUAAAGGCUUUAGUGGUCGGCCUGCAAGUUGGGAUCCAUAUUCGAGGGGAGUUGAUGGUGACGCAUUAAAAGCAUCUUUAGCUUCUCGUGUAACUGCACCUCCCGACAAGCACAUAAAAUCAUCGAGACAAGUGAAAGCUGAUGUGGCCAAAUCUAGCCAACGAUCUUCCGAUACCAACUCAUUUCAAGAAGCAAAGAAAAUAGGAUUACAAACAGAUGAAUCAAAGACGUUGAAAGAUGCAGUGAAGCCGAGGCAGAAAAGGAGAAUAAACAAGUCGACAUCCAACUCCGCUGCAACUUAGAUCAACGCUUGCCGUCUCUAUAUCGAACUAUACAAAUUACGAUAGGUUCAUGCCAUUUUUAGUCGAUUUGCUUUUGUUCUUUUUUGCCUUCUUUAUAUCCAACUAUACAAAUACGAUACGUUCUCUAAUAGUUUCUAAAAACUUUACCUCAGUUUUUUCC